CACAAGGUUCCUUUUGCUUCCGUCCUGUGGGUCGCUGCUGCAUUCUGGAGUGGCCGCUGUGGGCCAUGGAUGCAACCUUUAGCACGCGUCUAAUUUGCUCUGUCACACCCAGUUAAACAAGUACCGGCCAUCAUUAGACUAACAGCGGUCGCAUUGAGUCAGUGAGGAGUGUCAACCGGUGAAUGCAUAGAGUUAAGAAGGUGAAACUUUGUGACAAAUCAGAAGGCAUUUGGAAAAGCUGUGUGAGUGUGAACAUGAGUGGCGUGGACGGGCUGACAGACAGUACAGAGGUGGUGGACAUGGAGGACGUGCCAUCGCAGUUCUUUGUGGAGAAACAGUCAUGGGACGGGCUCCGGGACAUCAUCCACUGUAGCAGGAAGUACUCCGGGAUGAUUGCCAACAAAGCCCCCCACGACUUCCACUUUGUGCAAAAGAAGGACGACAACGGUCCCCACUCGCAUAGGCUAUACUACCUCGGGAUGCCUUACGGAAGCAGGGAAAACUCCCUGCUCUACUCUGAAAUCCCCAAGAAGGUUCGCAAAGAGGCCCUGCUAGUUUUAUCCUGGAAACAAAUGCUGGACCACUUCCAGGCCACGCCACACCAAGGAGCUUACUCCAGAGAAGAGGAGCUGCUGAGAGAGCGUAAACGAUUAGGGGCGUUUGGGAUCACGUCAUACGACUACCACCCCCAGACCGGCCUGUUUCUUUUCCAGGCCAGCAAUAGUCUCUUCUACUGCCAAGACGGAGGCAACAACGGCUUCAUACAGUCUGCACCAGUCAAGCCUGUGGAGAUCAAGACCCACUGCGUAGGGACGCGCAUGGACCCCAAAAUCUGCCCAGCCAACCAAAACUUCAUUGCCUUCAUCAACAACAACGACUUGUGGAUAGCAAACAUUAAAACAGGGGAGGAGAGGAGACUAACAUUCUGCCACAAAGGUUUAGAUAAUGUUAAAGAAGAUCCCAAAUCCGCAGGUGUAGCAACAUUUGUGAUACAGGAGGAGUUCGACCGCUUCACUGGAUACUGGUGGAGCCCCUCAGCUGUAGAAGACAGCGAUGGGGGAAAGACUGUGCACCUUUUGUAUGAGGAGGUGGACGAGACGGAUGUAGAGAUCAUCCAUGUGCCAUCCCCAGCGCUGGAGGAGCGGAAAGCAGACGCCUACAGAUACCCACGCACAGGAAGCAAAAAUCCUCAGGCAACACUCAAAUUAGCUGAGAUCAAAACAGACCAUCAAGGAAGGAUUAUCUGCACACAAGACAAAGAGCUAGUGGUCCCAUUCAACUCUUUGUUUCCUGGGACUGAAUACAUUGCUAGAGUGGGGUGGACUAGUGAUGGCAAAUAUGGCUGGGCAGUGCUGUUGGACCGCAGUCAGAGGAAACUGCAGCUUGUCCUCCUCCCUCGCGCUCUUUUCAUCCCUGUUACAGACAACCUGACAGCACGACAGGAACACGUAGAGUCUGUACCCCCCAACACACAACCCUACAUCAUAUAUGAAGAAACCACAGAUGUCUGGAUCAAUGUCCAUGACAUAUUUUAUCCUUUUAUUCAAACGUCGGAGGAGGAGUUUAGCUUCAUUUGGGUGAAUGAGUCCAAAACGGGCUUUAGCCAUUUGUAUAAAAUUACAUCUUUGUUUCAACCGCGGUGUUACCGGUGGACAGAAGGUUACCAGCAUUCAAAAGGGGAUUUUACAUGUGCAAUCAAGGAGGAGGUUACAUUGACCUGUGGGGAGUGGGAAGUUUUGGCAAGACAUGGUUCAAAGAUCUGGGUGAAUGAGACGACCAAAGUGGUGUACUUCCAGGGCACCAAAGACACGCCCCUGGAGCAUCACUUGUAUGUAGUGAGCUAUGACUGUCCGGGGGAGGUGGUCAGAUUAACUAAACCUGGCUUCUCCCAUAGCUGCUCUGUCAGUCAGAACUUUGACUUCUUCAUUAGCCACUACAGUAAUGUGAGCACGCCCCCUUGUGUCCACGUGUAUAAACUGAACUGUAGUGAGGACGAGCCUCUGAGCCUGGUGCCGGAGUUCUGGGCCAGCAUGAUGGAGUCCCCAGGUUGCCCAGGAGAUUACAACCCACCAGAGAUUUUUGACUUUCAAGGGAAGUCAGGCUUUCAGCUUUAUGGGAUGGUGUACAAGCCUCACAACUUGCAGCCGGGCAGGAAGCACCCCACUGUGCUGUUUGUCUAUGGAGGACCACAGGUGCAGUUAGUAAACAACACGUUCAAGGGGAUGAAGUACCUGCGGCUCAACACUCUGGCCUCAUUGGGAUACGCCGUGGUGGUUAUCGAUGGGAGGGGUUCCUGUCAGAGAGGGCUGGAGUUUGAAGGAGCGCUCAAAAACAAAAUGGGCCAGGUGGAGAUCGAGGACCAGGUGGAGGGAUUACAGUACGUGGCACAGAAGUUUAACUUUGUGGACCUGAGCCGAGUGGCCAUUCACGGCUGGUCCUACGGAGGCUUCUUGUCGCUCAUGGGGCUCAUUCAGAGACCCAACGUCUUCAAGUUGGCCAUAGCGGGAGCACCAGUGACCGUGUGGAUGGCCUAUGAUACGGGCUACACAGAGCGAUAUAUGGACGUGCCUGAGAACAACCAGCAGGGAUACGAGGAGGGCUCUGUGGCUCUGCACGUGGACAAACUGCCCAGCGAGCCAAACCGUUUGCUGAUUCUUCAUGGGUUUUUAGACGAGAAUGUGCACUUUUUCCACACCAAUUUCCUUGUGUCACAGAUAAUCCGCGCAGGGAAGCCAUACCAACUGCAGGUUUAUCCCAACGAGCGCCACAGUAUCCGCUGCCCUGAGUCUGGAGAGCACUACGAGAUAAUGCUGCUGCACUUUCUACAACAAUACCUCUGAUGCCCCGCCCCUGUGUCACCUGUCCUCAGCUCACCACACAUCCCUCGCCCACCUGUGUCACUCCCACCCUCUGUCCCACGUGGCACGCGCCUUUGCAGUCUUGAGGUAGGUCUGUGCACCUGGAUUUUAAAAGGAAGACACGAUGGAAUUAUGGAGGAAUGCACCAAUCAUCCAUAAAUCACUGAUGGAACUGGGAAGUGUUCUGGACGAGAUUUGAUAACGGAAUGAACUGCGUCUGUUGCUUUUGCGUUUUAAGUUUUUAUGAGAAUAUCAGAUACAAUAUUCUAUCAAGAAACUGCAUCGUUUUAGCUCCUGAAACUGGAUUUUCUUACAAAAUACUUUGAAUGGAGGUGGGUUGUUUAGCAGAUAACCUCACUUGUUGGUGUUGUUGUUAUGGCUGCUUGGUGUGGUCUCCAGCUCACCCAGCUCCUCUCUUCUAUUCGGCCGCCAUCUUUGACCUUUGCCAAAUGUGUUGUUGGACUGCCCCGUGCCCGUUUGCUCUGCGUGAGUUUGUGUUCGGGAAGAGUCUUAUGUUUGAAAUGUAUGGGCUCACAUAUGUACAUGACACGCACCACCAAACAUGUUACUGGAGAUACUGUCUCGACUGAAAAUGAUUUUAUAUCAUUUUUUAUCAGUUUGGGGUGUUAACAUGGCACAGAUCUUCACUUAAGUUAAACUUAUAUUUUUCACCUAUUACUAACAUGGGUUUAGUUUAAAAACAUAAACAAACAUUCUGGACAAAAACUGUAACAAGUUUACUGAGGGCGGGUACAUUUCUUUAACUGUUUAUCACGAAAUGAGCUUUGCUUUUUAAUUAAAAUUCAUGCUUUAGCUAUGAACAGUGUUUAUUUAAAAUAUAAUUUUUAAAAACCUUAUUCUUUAUCUGGAUUAUCCAGUGUUACUGACAUGUCUCCAUUCAUCUGUUAUCUAUCACCCUGCACUAGCAUUAUAUUACCCAUAGCAUUACAGGAUACUUCUUGGUGGUUACAAGAAACUAAAUAAUGCUUUUUUAAACAAUACUAGUCAAGUGAAUCCGACUGACUAUUUACAUAUAGAACCAUAUACACUACCGGUCAAACAUUUGGACACACAUUCUUAUUCAAUGUUACUACUGUUACUACUUUCAACAUUUUAUAUACACACAGAAGACAUCAACUAUAUGAUGCAAGAUAUAUGGAAUUAUGUAGCAAAGAAAAGAAACUUGAAUAACUAAAUAUUUGUAUUUUAUAUUAAAAUCCUCAGAGUAGCCAUUCUCCUGAAAUGGUUUUCACUUCACAGAUGUGCCACAUGAGGGUCAAGAAAUGCAAAAAGUGAAAUCCAGGGUUUAAAGAAAAGGGUAAAGGCUAUUUUUAAUAAUCUAAAGCAAGUUUGGCGUUAUUUUGAGUUUACUUUUUGUUUGCUACAUUCCACAUGUCAUUCAUAUUUUUGAUGCCUUCAGUGAGAAUCUACAAUGUAAUAAAGAAGAAAAAUAAAUGAAAAAUUUAAAAGUGUGCCAAACUUUUUGACUGCUGGUGUAUGUAGUCCUUUCUUUUUCCUGGUUCAAUUUCGGCAUCGGUCUGGUCCAUGUCUCCACCCCAAAUGCACACACGUGUUUGAAGUGCGUCACAUGUGUGUGCCAUUGGGCCAGUGUCUACAGUGUGUGGUGUUGUGCUUUUGUAAAGACAGACACAGACCCAGGCCUCUCUGUGUCCUCUGCUUUUAGCUCUUUAAAUAAACUAUUUUUAUGACGUUUUAUGACCUCGCCUCACAGCAUCACGCGAGUCGUCUGCUUGCCUUCUUAACUCAUAAUUUAUAUUUGCCAAAGUACCUCUCGACUCUCGAUCAUGCCGGUAUUUCCUUUUUUUACUGCAAUAAAACAGACAGAGGGGUGAGCACCGGAGUCUUACAACAGCUUUGUACCACCGGAAAUCCUUUGUACAUGAUAAUGAAUAAAUGUAUGAUUCAACCAC
Periophthalmus magnuspinnatus is the source of this 4789-nucleotide messenger RNA. RefSeq names its product dipeptidyl-peptidase 9 (gene dpp9). The transcript has 21 exons. The record is from RefSeq and is a predicted model, not a curated record. Lineage: Eukaryota; Metazoa; Chordata; Actinopteri; Gobiiformes; Gobiidae. The coding region runs from base 183 to 2840 and encodes 885 amino acids. Gene Ontology annotation, molecular function: serine-type peptidase activity; dipeptidyl-peptidase activity. Gene Ontology annotation, biological process: proteolysis.